UUUAAAUCAUAUUACCACAUAUUAUUCUAGAUUGGUGUUUAAUAAAAUUAUCACACUGUAAGACAAUUUUUGAUAAGUGCACGGAUGAAAAAAUACCUAUAUGUGCUUAUUCGGAAACUUUAGAUCAAUUUCGUACAUUCACCAAUGAAUGUCAAAUGAACAAAGAAAUACAUAAUACGGGAGUCAUCUGGAUAGCUACAUUUCCCUUUGCCUGUCCGCCCAUAGAUAGCGGAUCAUUGACAACAACAACAGAUAUAACAAUCACAACCAUUGGUGUUGGGAAUACAACUGAUACAGAAGAAGAAACAUCUACCACAGAAGAAGUACAUACAACCACAGAUUCAAGUGAAACAACAAGCAUAGAAGAAGAAACUACAACCACUGAAAAAGUAGACUCUACCACUGACAGAACAACAGGAUCGGAAGAAGAAACUUCAACCACGGAAGCAAUAGAAACAACCAAUGAUGGAACAACUGUUAUAGAAGAAGAAACUUCAACCACCGAAGCAAUAGAAACAACCACAGUUGCAGCGGAAGAAACUUCAAGCACCGCAGGCGAAGAUACUACCACAGGUGGAACAACUGGUACAGAUGAGGAAACAUCUACUACUGAAUUAGAAACAACUACAGGGAUUAAAGAUGUAACAGGCACAUUCGAACCGACAUCAACCACUGACAGUGUAGUUACAAGCACUGUUACUGAGGAAACAACUACAACAGAAGCAGAAACCUCAACCACCGAUGAAGCCGACACUACAACUGUAGGAAUAACUAGUACUGAUGAAGAUACUUUAACAACCGAAGAAGAAACCUCAACCACCGAUGAAGCCGACACUACAACUGUAGAAAUAACUAGUACUGACGAAGAUACUUCAACAACCGAAGAAGUUGACACUACUACUGUUGCAACAACUGCUGUUGAUGAAGAAACUUCAACCAGCGCAGGCGAAGACACUACCACAACCGAAGAAGAAACCUCAACCACCGAUGGAGCCGACACUACAACUGUAGGAAUAACUAGUACUGACGAAGAUACUUCAACAACCGAAGAUGUUGACACUACUACUGUUGCAACAACUGCUGUUGAUGAAGAAACUUCAACCAGCACAGGCGAAGACACUACCACAGCCGAAGAAGAAACCUCAACCACCGAUGAAGCCGACACUACAACUAUAGGAAUAUCCUCAACAACCGAAGAAGUUGACACUACUACUGUUGCAACAACUGCUGUUGAUGAAGAAACUUCAACCAGCGCAGGCGAAGACACUACCACAACCGAAGAAGAAACUUCAACCACCGAUGAAGUCGUCACUACAACUAUAGGAAUAACUAGUACUGACGAAGAUACUUCAACAACCGAAGAUGUUGACACUACUACUGUUGCAACAACUGCUGUUGAUGAAGAAACUUCAACCAGCGCAGGCGAAGACACUACCACAACCGAAGAAGAAACCUCAACCACCGAUGAAGCCGACACUACAACUGUCGGAAUAACUAGUCCUGACGAAGAUACUUCAACAACCGAAGAAGUCGACACUACUACUGUUGCAACAACUGCUGCUGAUGAAAAAACUUCAACCAGCGCAGGCGAAGACACUACCACAACCGAAGAAGAAACUUCAACCACCGAUGAAGUCGACACUACAACUAUAGGAAUAACUAGUACUGACGAAGAUACUUCAACAACCGAAGAUGUUGACACUACUACUGUUGCAACAACUGCUGUUGAUGAAGAAACUUCAACCAGCGCAGGCGAAGACACUACCACAACCGAAAAAGAAACCUCAACUACCGAUGAAGCCGACACUACAACUGUAGGAAUAUCCUCAACAACCGAAGAAGUUGACACUACUACUGUUGCAACAACUGCUGUUGAUGAAGAAACUUCAACCAGCGCAGGCGAAGACACUACCAUAACCGAAGAAGAAACCUCAACAACCGAUGAAGCCGACACUACAACUGUAGGAAUAACUAGUAUUGACGAAGAUACUUCAACAACUGAAGAAGUCGACACUACUACUGUUGCAACAACUGCUGUUGAUGAAGAAACUUCAACCAGCGCAGGCGAAGACACUACCACAACCGAAGAAGAAACUUCAACCACCGAUGAAGUCGACUCUACAACUGUAGGAAUAACUAGUACGGACGAAGAUACUUCAACAACCGAAGAAGUUGACACUACAACCGAAGAAGAAACCUCAACCACCGUUGAAGCCGACACUACAACUGUAGGAAUAACUAGUACGGACGAAGAUACUUCAACAACGGAAGAAGUUGACACUACUACUGUUGCAACAACUGUUGUUAAUGAAGAAACUUCAACCACCGCAGGCGAAGACACUACCACAGGUGGAACAACUGGUACAGAUGAACAAACAUCUACCACCGAAUUAGAAACAACUACAGGCAUUAAAGAUGUAACAGGCACAUUCGAACCGACAUCAACGACUGAAGAUGUGGCAACGUCUACCUCUGACGGUGUAGAUACAAGCACUGUUACUGAUGGAACUACUACAACAGAAGAAGAAUCUUCAACCACCGAUGAAGCCGACACUACAACUGUAGGAAUAACUAGUACGGACGAAGAUACUUCAACAACCGAAGAAGUUGACACCACCACUGUUGCAACAACUGCUGUUGAUGAAGAAACUUCAAUCAGCGAAGAAGUCGACACAACUACUGGCACUGGUUCUGGAACAACAGUUUCAGUAGAUGAAACUACAACCACCGAAGAAUUAGAAACAACCACUGAUGGGACAACUGAUACCCAAGAAGAAACAUCAACAACCGAAGGGGAAGAUACUAUAACUGCCGGAACCAAUACUACAGAAAAAGAAACUUCAACAACAGAAGAAGUAGGCACUACCACUGCUGUAACAACGGGUUCACAAGAAGAAACUACAACGACUGAUGGACUAGAAACAACCACAGGUGCUCAAGAACAAACGUCAACUACCAAAGUAGAAGAUACAACCACUGUCGGAACAAGUGCUCCGGAAGAACAAACUUCAACCACCGAUAGCGGAACCUCUUCUACAGAAGAAGAAACUUCAACAACAGAAGAAGUAGACUCUACCACUGCUGUAACAACUGGUUCAGAAGAAGAAACUACAACGAUUGAAGGAUUAGAAACAACCACUGGAGGAACAACUGUUACACAAGAAGAAACGUCAACUACCGAAGGAGAAGACUCUACCACUGUUGAAACAACUGUUACGGAAGAACAAACAUCAACUGCCGAAGGAGUAGACACUGCAACUGAUGUAGAUACUACAACUGUUGGAAAAACGAGUACCGAAGAAGAAACUACCGAUGAAGUAGAAACAAGUACUACAGAAAAGGGAACAUUGAGCACCUCAGGAGUAGACACUACCACAGUUGAAACAACUGGUUCGGAUGAAGACACUUCAACCACUCAAGGUGUAAACACUACAACUAUUGGAACAACUGAUACAGAAGAAGGAACCUCAACAACCGAAGGAGUAGACACAUCAACAAUCGAUGAAGUAGAAACUACAACUGGUGGAACUACUGGUACAGAUGACGAAACUUCUACAACCGAAGAAGUAGUCACUACCACUGAUGAAACAAAUGGUCCAGAUGAAGAAACAUCAACCAUCGAAUUAGAAACAACUACAGGAAUUAAAGAUGUUACAGGCACAUUCGAACCAACAUCAACCACUGAAGUUGUACCAACGUCUACCACUGACAGUUUAGAUACAAGCACUGGUACUGAUGAAAUAACUAGUACAGAAGAAGAAACUUCAACAACUGAGAGAAUAGAUACUACAACUGUAGGUAUAACUGGAACCGAAGAAGAAACUUCAACAACCAUAGGAAAAAAUACUACGACUGCUGUAACAACUGAUACUGAAAAUGAAACCUCAACAACCGAAGAAGUAGUCCUAACUACUGCUACAGAUGAAGAAACAACUUCAUCUACAACUGAUGAAACAACUAGCACAAAAGAAGAAACUUCAACCGAAGUAAUAAAAACUACUACUGAAAAACUAACUGGAACCGAAGAAGAUGCAUCAACCACUGAAGAAGUAGAAACAACCACUGCUGGAACAACUGAUACAGAAGUAGAAACAUUAACAACCGAAGAAGCAAAUACAACUACUACUGAAAAGGAAACUUCAACCACCGAAAAAGUGGAAACGACCACUGAUGGAACAACUGGUGCAGAAGAAGGAACCUUUACCACCGAAGUAGGAGACACUACAACUGAUGAAAAAGAAUCUUCAACUAUGGGAGGAACAGACACAACCACUGUUACUGGUGACACAACUAGCACAGAAAAAGAAACUACAGAAGAUGUAAACACUUCAACUGUAGGAGUAACUGGUACCGAUGAGGAAACUUCAACUACUGAUGUAGUAGAUACUACCACUUCUACAAAAGAAGAAACUUCAACCACCGAAGCAGUAGCUACUACAACUGUCGAAACAACUGGUACAGAUGAAGAAACUUCAACCACCGAAGGAGUAGACACUACAACUGUCGAAACAACUAGUACAGAUGAAGAAACUUCAACUACCGAAGAAGUAGAAACAACUAUUACUGAAGAGGGAACUUCAACAACGGAAGGAGAAGAUACAACUAUUGAAACAACUUCCGCCGAUGAUCUCUCUUCAACCACCGACAAUGUAGACACUACGCCGGCAGGUAUAACUGGGACUGAAAAGGAAACUUCAACGGUCGAAGACGUAGACACUACCACUGCUGGAACAACUAGUACAGAACAUAACACAUCAACAACUGAACAAGUAGACACAACUACUGAUAAAGAAACAUCAAUCACAGAAGAUGUAGAUACAACCACUGGCACUAGUGGAAUAACUGGUACAGAAGAAACUUCAACAACCGAAAUAGUGAACACAACGUCUGGUACAGAGGACGAAACGACAGAAAGUUUGGAAACAACCACAGGUAUUAAAGAUGUAACAGGUACAUUAGAAGCAUCAUCAACCACUGGAGAAGUGGUAGCGUCUACCACUGAAAGUGUAGAUACAAGCACCGCUACUGAUGGAGCAACUAGCACAGAUGAGGAAGCUUCAACAACUUUAGAAAUAGACACCACAACGAGUGGAGCAGCAAGUACAGAUGAAGAAAAUUCAACAACAGAUGAAUUAGACACAACCACAGUUACAGAUGCAGAAACAUCAACAACAGAUGGAGUAGACACUACUACUAAAGAAGUAGACACUACAACUGGCGGAACCACUGUUACAGAUGAAGAAAGUUCAACCACCAAAGGAGUAGACACUACAACUAUAGGAACAACUUAUACAGAAGAAGACACUUCAACAACAGAAGAUGUAGAUACUACUACUGCUGAAACAACUGUUACAGAAGAAGAAACUUCAACAACAGAAGAUAUAGACACUACCACUGGUGGAACAACAAGAUCAGAAGAAGACACAUCAGUAACAGAAGAUGUAGAUAGUACCACUGGUGGAACAACUGAUACAGAAGAAGAAACUUCAACAACAGAAGAAAUAGGCACUACCACUAGUGAAAGAACUGGUUCAGAAGAAGAAACUUCAACAACAGAAGAAGUGGACACUACCACUAGUGAAACAACUGGUUCAGAAGAAGAAACUUCAAAAACAGAAGAAGUGGACACUACCACUGGUAAAACCACUGGGGUAGAAGAAGAAACUUCAAGCACCGAAGGAGGAGAGACCACAACUGUUGAAACAACUGGUUCGGAAGAAGAAACAACAACAACAGAAAAAGUAGACACUUCCCCUUCCACCGAUGGAAUCGGUGAAACCACUGGCACUAGUAUAGAUGAAGAUACUUCAACCACUGAAGGAAUAAAUACAUCCACUGACACUGCCACAGAAGAAACUUCAACUACCGAAAGAAUUGACACUACAACAGGCACUGUUGGAACAACGGAUGAAGAAGGAGAAACAUCAACCACCACAGGUGAAAACAUAACAACUGACGGAACUACUGACAUAAGUGAAGAAAUAUCAACCACCGAAUUUUCAACAACAGAAAUGUUGGAAACAACAACAGGUAUUAAAGAUGUAACAGGCACAUUGGAACCAACAUCAACCACUGGAGAAGUGGAAGCGUCUACCACGGACAGUGUAAAUACAAGCAUUGCUACUGAUGGAAUAACUACAACAGAAGCAGAAACAUCAACCACAAAAGGGGUAGACACUACCACUGUUGAAACAACUACUGAAAACGAAACGUCAAGUACCGGGGUAGUAGACACUACAACUGCUGAGACAUCAACAAAAGAAGAAGAAUCAUCAACGACAGAAAAAGUAGAUACUACCACUAGUGGAAAAACAGAUUCAGAAGAAGAAACUUCAACAACAGAAAAAGUAGACACUACUACUGAAGGAGACACAUCAACAACAGAAGGUGUAAACAAUACCACUGGUGGAACAACUGGAACAGAAGAAGAAUUUUCAAGCUCCGAAGCAGUAGAAACUACAACUGUUGGAACAUCUAGUUCAGAAGAAGAAUCUUCAACAAUAAUGGGAUUAGACACUACCACUAUCGAAUCAACAGUUAGCGGGGAGGGCUCUUCAACCAACGAAGUGGUGGAUACUACUACUGCUAGAACAACUGGUACAGAAGAGGAAACAUCAACUACCAACAGAGUAGACACUACCAGUGAAGAAACAAGCACAGAGGAAGAAUCUUCAACCACAGAAAUUAUAACAACAGAAAAAUUGGAAACAACAACAGGUAUUAAAGAUGUUACGGGCACAUUAGAACCGACAUCGACUACCGAGGCGGAAACCACUACAGAGAUGGUUUCGACAACAGAAGAUACUGACACAAGCUGUGAAGAAGAUGGAAGUUGUGAAGAAGAAACCACUACGGAAGAGGUAGAUGCGACAACGACAGAAACUGAUAAAAGCUGUGAAGAAAGUGGAAGUUGUGAAGAAGAGACAACUACGGAAGAGGUAGAUGCGACAACGACAGAAACUGAUAAAAGCUGUGAAGAAAGUGGAAGUUGCGAAGAAGAAACCACUACAGAAGAGGUAGAUGCGACAACGGCAGAAACUGAUAAAAGCUGUGAAGAAAGUGGAAGUUGUGAAGAAGAAACAACUACAGAAGAGGUAGAUGCGACAACGAAAGAAACUGAUACAAGCUGUGAAGAAAGUGGAAGUUGUGAAGAAGAAACCACUACGGAAGAGGUAGAUGCGACAACGACAGAAACUGACAAAAGCUGUGAAGAAAGUGGAAGUUGCGAAGAAGAAACAACUACGGAAGAGGUAGAUGCGACAACGACAGAAACUGACAAAAGCUGCGAAGAAAGUGGAAGUUGCGAAGAAGAAACUACUACAGAAGAAGGGGAAAAGACAACUACUUUAGCUACUUCAAGUUGUGAAGAAGAUGGAAGUUGUGAAGAAGAAACAACAACUGAGGAUAUAGAAAUGACUACGAAAGAAACUACGGCAAGUUGUGAAGAAGAUGGAAGUUGUGAAGAAGAAACAACAACGGAGGAAGUAGAAACAUCAACGACAGAAACUGACACAAGUUGUGAUAUAGACGAGAGUUGCGAUGAUGAAACCUCUACGGAAGAUGUAGAAAUGACAACAACAAAAACUACCACAAGCUGUAAAGAAGAUGGAAGUUGCGAAGUCGAAACCACUACAAAAGAAGUGGAAACGACAACUACAGUAGCUACUUCAAGUUGUGAAGAAGAUGGAAGUUGUGAAGAAACAACAACUGAGGAUAUAGAAAUGACUACGAAAGAAACUACCACAAGUUGUGAAGAAGAUGGAAGUUGUGAAGAAGAAACAACAACGGAGGAUGUAGAAACAUCAACGACAGAAACUGACACAAGUUGUGAUAUAGACGAGAGUUGCGAUGACGAAACCUCUACAGAAGAUGUAGAAAUGACAACAACAAAAACUACCACAAGCUGUGAAGAAGAUGGAAGUUGCGAAGUCGAAACCACUACAGAAGAAGUGGAAACGACAACUACAGUCGCUACAUCAAGUUGUGAAGAAGAUGGAACUUGUGAAGAAGAAACAACAACUGAUAAUGUAGAAACGACUACGAAAGAAACUACCACAAGUUGUGAAGAAGAUGGAAGUUGUGAAGAAGAAACCACUACAGAAGAAGUGGAAACGACAACUACAGUGGCUACAUCAAGUUGUGAAGAAGAUGGAACUUGUGAAGAAGAAACAACAACAACGGAGGAUGUAGAAACGACUACGAAAGAAACUGCUACAAGUUGUGAAAAAGAUGGUAGCUGUGAAGAAGAAACCACUACAGAAAAUGUGGAAAUCACAACGAAAAAGGAAACAAAUUGCGAGGAUACUGUAAAGUGCAAUGACACUUCUAUCGCUCUACCAUGUAUUGUAAAUUCAACUAUAACUGUUGGCAAUAAAACCGUAAUACAUGUUAGUCAUAACAAUACAUAUAAUGGACCAUAUGCGGAGGGAGAUUAUUACCACCAACCGGUGCAUAAUUACUUUAACAUAGUUCCUAUACCAAUACCCGCUGAAAAUAUUACAACUAAAAAUAACUCUAGUCUCAUGUUUGGAUUUUUCCCGCUUGCUGUAAAUACAAACUCCUCGUCAAUAUUUGAACUGGUUAAGGAAUUUCUUGGUAAAUUAAGUUCAUAUUUUAGUGGUUAGAACACUAUGUUGAAAACUAAUGUCUGUGAUUUAGUAAUUAAUUUGUAUGUAUAAUAUAAAUUUAGGUAUUUUACAUAUAUUGAUAGAUAAGUUUUUGAUGUAAGUAAAAAAUAUGUAUUUCCUUUUGUGAAAAUAUAUGAUAUAAUAAAUAUAA
Messenger RNA from Lucilia cuprina (Australian sheep blowfly), 8778 nucleotides. RefSeq names its product mucin-22-like. The coding region runs from base 156 to 8624 and encodes 2822 amino acids. The transcript has 2 exons. Lineage: Eukaryota; Metazoa; Arthropoda; Insecta; Diptera; Calliphoridae. The record is from RefSeq and is a predicted model, not a curated record.